Petromyzon marinus (sea lamprey) is the source of this 1468-nucleotide messenger RNA. Lineage: Eukaryota; Metazoa; Chordata; Hyperoartia; Petromyzontiformes; Petromyzontidae. The record is from RefSeq and is a predicted model, not a curated record.
UGGUCUCUGCUGCGUGUGUGUGUAUGCGUGCAUGUGUUCACAAUUAUCCUUUGGAGUUUAAGGGGGGCCAUGUCGACCGACGUUCCGGCCUCGGGGCUGUUCGAGGUGGGAGGCAUGCAGUUCAUCUCUCCGCUCUGUACCCCCGAGUCCGUCCUGCGGGUUCGCUCCCUGCACGUGCGGAAUGACGACGUCUUCAUCGCCACCUAUGCCAAGUCCGGCACCACGUGGAUGCAGGAGAUUGUGAGCCUGCUCCUGAGCGACGGGGACUUGGAGGCGGUGGCGGCGUCGUGCACCUGGGCGAGGGCCCCCUACCUGGAGGGUGCCUUCAAGCAGCAGCAGCUCGAGCUGCAGCCCUCACCCCGGCUCAUGACCACGCACCUGCAGCUCCACCUGGCCCCACAGCAGCUCACAGAGGGCGGCAAGGGCAAGGUGAGGCCGGGACUCGUGGGUGGCCGUGUCUCUGUCUGUCUUUCUCUGUCUCUCUCUCUCUCCCUGUCUCUCUCCCUGAUGAAGCCCCUCGGCCCCAGUUCGUCCCGGACCGCCAGCCAGGACAGCUCCCUCUGUUCCUUUGUGAGUGCCGCCAACGACACGUUCCUCCAGAUUUGCCGGUGUUCCAUGCUCAUGACGAACAAGACCGGGGACAUCGGGCACCCCAGCCGCACCCCGGACUCCACUCUGAUCAAAAUCCUAGCCCUGAGCCCACCUUCCUACGCAGGUGCCCUCUGCUACCGCAGAGGUUGCAUUGGGCCGGCUCCCCGCACUCCUCCACCGUGUGAUCCGGGGCCUUGCACCUGUAACGGAUCCGUGCCUCGCACGCUGCCGCCAGAUGCCCCCUUCCCCCACACCUCCUACACAGACCUGCGAGGCAGCGUGCUCCGCGUGUCGCGCUUCCUCGACCGGCCGCAGGACGAUUCCACGAUCGACUCCAUCGUCCACCACUGCUCCUUCGCCUCCAUGAGGGUCAACAAGAUGACCAACUACGAGGCGAUGCCCGCGGGGUUGGUGGACCUGAGCAAGGGGCCCUUCAUGAGGAAAGGCACCGUGGGAGACUGGAAGAAUUACUUCACUGUGGAGCAGAGCGAGAGGUUUGACAAGCUGUACGCGGAGAAGAUGAGAGGGUGCGACCUCACCUUCCCCUAUGACCUCAGCCACCUCUAGCAGACGGCCCACAGACACCGAGAGCCUGGGUUCGAGCCCUGAGUCUGGGUGUCUCUCUCUCUCUCUCAUGCUGGCCGUAUGAGGGAUGAACAUGAGAGUUCUGUUAGCCUUCCAAGAGGUGGCACUACAGCCCCAAACCUCAUGGCGAGGCUCGAAGCGCAGUGCGCUCGGGGCCGGAUGAAGAUUUUGAAGGCCCCCUGGGCUACAGGUACCGUGAGGCCUCCAGUAAUAUUUUCAAAAAAAUUAAAGAAAAAUAUCAUGAAUGUUUACAAGGCUAACAAGAAAUAAAAUUCAGCAUUCACAAAUGAAA